Nicrophorus vespilloides is the source of this 1539-nucleotide messenger RNA. RefSeq names its product myrosinase 1-like. The record is from RefSeq and is a predicted model, not a curated record. Gene Ontology annotation, biological process: carbohydrate metabolic process. Lineage: Eukaryota; Metazoa; Arthropoda; Insecta; Coleoptera; Silphidae. Bases 1 to 1539 code for a protein of 512 amino acids. The transcript has 7 exons. Gene Ontology annotation, molecular function: beta-glucosidase activity.
AUGGAAGAUAAGAAUAAGAAGAUGAAGAAGAAGAAGGAGAAGGAGAGCAGCAUUGCAUGGACUGCUGCCUCCAAUAAUCUGAACACUGAAUCCUUUCCAGAGGAUUUCGAGUUUGGAGUUGCCACUUCCUCGUACCAAAUAGAAGGAGCAUGGAACGUCAAUGGAAAGGGCGAAUCGCAAUGGGAUUAUGUCACUCACAAUUUGGAUUGGAUCGUGGACGGAACGAACGGAGAUGUUGCAUGCGAUUCUUAUAACAAAUACAAAGAGGAUGUGAAGAUGCUGUCCGAUCUCGGUGUGGACUAUUACAGGUUUUCGUUUUCCUGGCCGAGGAUAUUUCCUGAUGGGAAAGAGCAAGUGAACAGCGACGGAGUCCGUUACUAUAACGAUCUAAUUAACGAGCUGAUUGCUUAUAACAUAACUCCGAUGGUGACUCUAUUCCAUUGGGACGUGCCUCGAGCUUUGGUGGAAAAAUCCGAUGGUUUAUUGGGAGAUCAAUUCCCAGCUCAGUUCGCGUACUACGCCGAUUUCGCGUUCGAGACUUUCGGAGAUAGGGUGAAGACGUGGUUCACGUUCAACGAGCCGAACAACGCAUGUGAUCUUGCUAUUUAUCCAAAUGAAGAAAACGAUUACAAAUGCACCAGGAACGUUUUAUUAGCCCACGCCAAGGCUUACAGAAUUUACGACGAGACUUAUCGGACUAAACAACAGGGAACAAUUGCAAUGGUCAUAGACAGUUACUGGCAUGAACCGAAGACGGAAUCGCCGCAAGAUAAAGAAGCUGCGGACAGGUAUCUGCAGUUUAUGUUCGGAAUAUGGGCACAUCCAAUAUAUUUGGGGGAUUAUCCAUUGAUCGUUAAAGCUCUAGUGGAGUAUACCAGUAAAAUGAAUGGACUACCUGCAUCUAGACUACCUCUUUUAACUGAAGAUGAAGUUAAUCUGGUCAAGGGUACUCACGAUAAUCUGUUUGCGUUAAAUUUUUACAGCUCAAAGUUGGUUUCCCAUUCGGACGUCGUUAAUGUCAGUGAGUUGUCGAGGGAGAACGAUGCUCACAUAGUCUUCACUCAACCAGACGAAUGGCCCGGCCCACCAAAUUACUCGACAUGGCUCAGAAAAACACCAUGGGGAUUGAGGAAGAUGUUGAAUUGGAUCAAGCAGAACUACAACAAUCCAGAUAUUAUUAUCACCGAAAAUGGAUAUUCCGAUGAAGGGGAGAUGAACGACCUGGGACGAAUCGAUUAUUACAAAACGUAUUUAAGCGCUGUGCUGGAUGCAAUUCACGAAGAUGAAAUCCCAGUUAAAGCGUACACAGCUUGGUCACUUAUGGACAAUUUUGAAUGGCUCGAUGGUUACAAGAGCAAAUUUGGUUUCUACAGUGUGGACUUUAACGAUCCGGACCGCAAGAGGAGCCCGAAGCAGUCGGCAGACUUCUACAAAAAAUUGUUAAUUGAAAGAAGAUUAGUCAAUUCAUCACCUGCCAAGAUGGGCACCUUGUCCUUAAUCGCCUCGGCAAUUUGUUUUUAUCUUUAUUUAAUAUUAUAA